Prorocentrum cordatum is the source of this 2285-nucleotide messenger RNA. The record is from the annotation of a GenBank genome assembly. NCBI's taxonomy places the organism in Eukaryota, Dinophyceae, Prorocentrales, Prorocentraceae.
AGCAGGAGCAUGGCAUCGUACCCAUAAUACUGGCAUUGUAGAAACCAGCGUUGCUUACAUUCCUUUCUGAUGCAAUUUCAGUACAUUUCAAAUUGCUGGUUUAUUGCCACAGUUGAUUUGCCAAUAUUCUAUUGCCUCAGUCCGUAGCCAUUUUGGGUCAAGCCAUUUCGGCUCAAGGUUCUUGUCCGAGCGGAGAGAGAGCGCAGCGCACGCACCGCCGUCUCGCGACGCGGAGCGACAUCGGACCCGCGAAAGCAAUGGCGGACACGAAUGCGGAGGACCAGAAGAUGACGCAGAGCGGCGUGCCAGAGGUUGAGGAUAUGGCUGGCUGCGGCCCGUGCAUGGUGAACCCACUGACCAAGGAGGGCCUCCUCGGCAACUACAGCUACCUGUACCUCUGCAUGCCGUCGAUGCCCUGGCAGAAGGGCGGGGUGGCGCCUCCGAAGUUCCUGGCGAAGGACGAGAAGCUCGGGCUGUUCCUCUCCCUGGUCAUGGGCCUCCAGCACGCGCUCGCCAUGGUCGCGGGCAUUGCCACCCCGCCGAGCCUCAUCGCCGGGGACGCGUGCUUCGCCUGGCAGAAGGACGAGAAGCUGUGCGAGGCGAAGGCGUACCUGAUCAGUGCGGCGUGGGCGGCCAGCGGCCUCCUCACCAUCGUCCAGGUGUUCCGGGCCAAGCUGUUCCGCGGCUUUUUCCUGGGGACCGGCCUGAUCUCCGUGAUGGGCACCAGCUUCACGUUUCUGCCGAUCGCGCGGGAGAUGGUGGUCGGGGAGAUCCUGGACAACCAGGCGGCCUGCGCGACCGUUGACGAUCCCGGCAUGGUGGGGUACGGGAAGUUCUUGGGGACGGCCAUGGUUGCAGCUGUCCUCGAGAUCGCGCUCGGGUUCUUGCCCGCGAGGGUGCACAAGAAGCUCUUCCCAGACGUCGUCUGCGGCGUCACGGUCAUGCUCAUCGGAGGCGGGUUGAUUGCCUCCGGGAUCAAGUACCUCGGUGGCGGCGUGUUCUGUGCCGAGAACGAUCUCAGCAGGGCCGCCUCCUUCGGCGGCCCGCAGCUCUGCAACGAGAACGGGGCGGUGGCGCUGACCUUCGGGUCCCCGCAGUACAUCGGGCUCGGCUUGACAGUGAUCGCCAUGUCGGUCUUCAUUCAGAUCUGGGGUUCGCCCUUCUUGAAGUCCACGUUCAUUUUCUGGUCGCUCAUGUUCGGCGUCAUCAUUGCCUCGCUGAUCUCGUACACAGCCGUGGCGGGUGACAAGGUCACGUGCACGGCGGAACCUGACGCGGCCUGCCUCGGAGGCUUCGCUGCCGCAACGGUGGGCAAACAAUAUUCUUUCUUUGACAGCGACGCCAUCGACGAGGCACCCGACUUCACGUACUUCCACAAGACGAAUUUCUUUGAGUACCUCGGCUUCGCCCCGGAGUAUCUCCUCCCGAUCCUCAUCGCCUACUUCGUGUCGGCGGCCGAGACCGUCGGCGACAUCGGGAUGUCCUGCGUGGCCUCGCAGAUCCCGGCGGAGGGGGAUGACUACAACUCGCGCAUCCAGGGCGGCCUGCUUGCAGACGGCGUCAACUCGGUCCUAGCGUGCCUCUUGAGUGCGCCCCCCAACACGACAUUCUCGCAGAACAACGGCGUCAUCGCCCUGACGCGCUGCGCGUCGCGCGCGGCGGGCUUCGGCUGCGCCUUCUGGCUGAUCGUCUUCGGCACCGUCGGCAAGUUCGGCGCGGCGUUCGCCUCCAUCCCGAUCUGCGUCGUGGGGGGCAUGGUGCUGCAGUGCUUCACGAUGGUCUUCGUGGCGGGGAUGCAGAUGGCGACGACCAAGAGGACGCGCCGAAAUUCGUUCAUCCUUAUGCUGUCGCUUGGCCUGGGCCUCGGCGUUGCCAUGAUUCCGCAACUGUUCGAGGGCGGCGGUGGAUUCUCGUUCUACGCGAAGAACUUGAAGUUCAACACGGGCUUUUGGCCGGAGAAGUACGUCUGCGAGGAGUUCAAUACUGGCACCGACGACCUCGGCAACAGUUUCACGUACGACGAGACAUAUGUCGACGCGUGCUCGAACAUGAACGGCGCCUGCUGCAAGUGCUACAGGCGUGAGUUGAGAGGAGUCCGCACGGCCGUCAUCAUGAUGCUGAAGACCCCUUACUGCAUCGGCUUCCUCGCCGCCGUGAUCCUGAACCUCAUCAUGCCAGAGGACAUGGACGACGAGAAGGCGGACGGGGACAGUGAGCUUCCGGCGGAGAACGGGGACGCGGCGGAGGCCAUCUGAGGCGGGGCUCGCCGCGGUCCAGGGGCGGGG